Rhizoctonia solani is the source of this 2148-nucleotide messenger RNA. Its product is annotated as actin. The record is from RefSeq and is a predicted model, not a curated record. The transcript is spliced from 13 exons. NCBI's taxonomy places the organism in Eukaryota, Fungi, Basidiomycota, Agaricomycetes, Cantharellales, Ceratobasidiaceae. Bases 1 to 2148 code for a protein of 715 amino acids. Gene Ontology annotation, biological process: regulation of DNA-templated transcription. Gene Ontology annotation, cellular component: cytoplasm; Ino80 complex.
AUGGACGACGACCGCACCCUGUACAUCGCUGCCCACAAUGGCCCCGCAUUGUCUUCCAUGGUACCCCUUGAUACGUUUCGCUAUGGCUUUGCGGGCUCUGAGAGCGGUCCAUACUCCUGGCUCAACUCAUCUUCUCGAUACAGAGAAAGGAAGACCAAUAAACCCAUUCUGUUGUUUGGACACUCUACCAAUUUGGAUGCGACUUCCCGGGCUCAGUCCAAGCAGCCUUAUGAGGGCGACUUGUUGUUGAACUUUGAUGCGUUAGAAAACGCGUUUGAUCAUGCAUUUAUUCAUUUGGGAAUUGAUACCGACACUGUUGAGCAUCCGAUAUUCAUGACGGAAAGACUGGCCAGUCCGUUACAUAGCAGGGCUUUAACUUCUGAACUGCUAUUCGAGGCAUACAGUGCACCUUCUGUAGCAUACGGCAUCGAUUCCCUCAUGUCUCUAUAUCACAACACUGGCACACCCAACCAGGCUCUCAUGGACUCUCUCGUCGUGUCAUUCAAUACUUCUUCCACCAGCGUGAUCCCGGUUUGCGGUGGUCGUGCGUUACUCGGACAUGCUCGACGCAUACCAUACGGCGGUUCUCAAGCAUCUGAACUCUUGUUAAAACUUGCCCAAGUCAAGUACCCUAGCUUUCCCGCCAAGGUCACCAAGGAACAGUGCACGACAAUCCUACAUAAACUAUGUGAAGUUGCACCAGACUACAACGAAAAGUUGCGCGAGCUUGCAGAUCCGGAGAAAAUGCAAGAAGCCGACCGAAUCGUUCAGUUUCCAUACGUUGCUCCUAACGAAACCGAAAAAACAGAAGAGGAACUUGCAAGGCAAGCCGAAAAGAAACGUGAGGCUGGUCGAAGGUUACAAGAAAUGGCGACCCAAAAGCGACUUGAAAAGCUUGCUCAAAAGGAGAAGGACCUGGAAGACUUGCAGGCCUUGAGGGAGUGGAAAUUCAAGGAGAAGAAGUCGGACUUUAUGUACCGACUUAGGAUGGAAGGAUUGGAUGGUGAAGAAAUGCUCGAGAGCACAAUCAAGAAAUUGGAUAAUGACAUUAAGAAAGCACGCAAAAAGGAUGCGGGAGAGUUAGAAGAAGAACCACAGCAAGAAGAGCCUGUCUUUCCCUUGCUCGAUGUCCCCGACGCAGAUCUCGACGAAGACGAAAUCAAGGAGAAACGGCGCCAAAAACUCCUUAAAGCAGGGUACGAAGCCCGCCUCAAGGCACGUAAAGAGAAAGAAGCAGCCCGCCGAGAAAAAGAAGAAGAGGAGCGCCGCGAACUCGAGGAACGCACAAGCGAUCCGGUUGGGUGGGCGUCCAAGCUCAAAGAGGACCACGAGCUGCUCGUUGACAAGCUCAAGCUACGGGAGAAGCGCAAGGCCGCCUUGGCUGAUCGAAAGAGCACAGCAAAUAUGAAUAGGAUGAAGAGUAUUGCUAAUUUGGCGAGUGACGAACCUGCGACCAAGAAGCGAAAAAAGGGAGGGAACAGCGAUAUGUUCGGAGCUAAUGACGAGGACUGGGCGAUUUAUCGUAAAAUCAACAUUGCGGUCGAAUCCUCGGAUGAAGAGGAUGACUUGCAGCAACUUGCUGUUAUUGAAUCCAAGCUGUUGCAACAUGAUCCGGACUUUACGCCUGCCCACACCUACGCCUCACUCAAACACCAAAAAUCAGCUCUCCUCAGUGCGUAUAGACCGUCGUACGAUCAGGCCGAGUUGGAUCCAAACCCGGGCACAACCACUCGCUCGCGGGACAUCGAGGGCGCGCACCGACUGCAUUUGAACGUCGAGAGGUGGCGUGUACCCGAGGUGUGGUUCCAACCUGGGACAGCGGGAAUCGACGCCGCGGGGUUGGGCGAAGUCAUGGCGAGCCUGUUACCGCACACACGCUGUGGGCGAAUUUUCAUCACCGGUGCACCCGCAUUGACGCGUGGAAUGCGCGAGCGUGUCGAGACAUGUAUUCGACCACUGCUAGACCCCGAUAUGCCUGUGACAGCGCUCCAGGCCAAGGAUCCCGAAUUGGAUGCGUGGCGAGGUAUGAGCCAAUUCGCGAGCACGGAAGAAUUCAAGACGGCCGUUAUCACCAAGGCUGAGUAUGAAGAGUGGGGCGGGGAGAGGAUCCGACGGUGGUGGGGCGGGAAUUGGAACAAUGCAUUCUAG